CCCUUUCCUCCCCCCGUCGCGCGCGGCGCACAUGGUUCAGUCCGCAAACGGUGGCUGAGCACGAGGACCCGGUGCAAAGUGGCGAAUUGAGGCAGGACGUCACAACUUGGGCAAAAUGUCGCCCACCCCUUGGCAAACCUCCCGAGGCAAAGUCGCCUUCUUUCACCUCUGCUGUUGCAUCUCAGGGCUGUGGGCCAUCCGGGUGGUGGCGCCGCCCAGCGUGAGCCCCGUGCUGGGGCAGAGGCAGACGUUGGAGUGCCGGCUGGACGCGGGCGCCGACUUCACGCUGGCGCAGAGCUCCUGGGAGCGGCGUUUGCCCAACGGCUCGGCCAUCGUGGCCGUUUACAACCCCACUUACGGCGUCUCCGUUCCGCCGGAGUUCGUCCAUCGCCUGCAUUUCCGCUCGCCCUCCUCCCGCGAUUCCGCCAUCGUGCUGGAGAAGGUGGGCUUCGCGGACGAGGGCGUGUACACGUGCAAGGUGUCCACGUACCCGCUGGGCAACGCCCAAGCCUCCGUGACCGUCCGCGUGCUCGCCGAGCCCAAGGUCUACGUGUCCACCGGCACCACGCCGCUGAUGGACGGCGGCAACGAGACGACGGUGGCCACCUGCGUCGCCGAGCGCGCCCGCCCCCCCGCCGCGGUGUCGUGGGAGUCCAACCUUUUGGGCCGGUCCGAGGUGCAGCUUUUCGACGUCGACGGGACGGCCACCACCAUCGUGCGCUACCUGUGGCGGCCCACCCGCAGCGUCUGGCGCCACUCGCUCACGUGUGUCGUCCGCCACCCGACGCUGACCGACGACGUCAGGCUCCCCUACCGGCUUGACGUGCAGUUUGCUCCCGAAAUCUCUGUGGCGGGUUACGACGGGGAAUGGAACGUCGGCAGGGGCGACGUUCGGCUGACGUGCCGAGCCUACGCAAAUCCGCCAGCUCAUCGCUUCAGAUGGAGCAGGCUGGACGGCGACAUGCCGGAAGGCGUGCAAAUCCUCAACGGCGAGCUCCUUUUCCCGCGUCCGCUCCAGAAGAACGACUCCGGCGUUUACAGGUGCGAGGUCGCCAACGCCGUGGACCUCCGCAGUCGGGACCUCCGCAUUCUCAUCCGAGAUCCUCCCUCGUUGGCCUCCACCGUUACUGCUCCCGUCCGCUCCACCUCCGUGGACGAUAAGCUGCACGUCCAUCCGGGCUCGCCCACCCUCCAAGCGCUCCCCGAGAGUAACGUGGCCACCGCGGUGGGCGUGGCCUCCUUCCUGCUGCUGCUGUGCGCGGGCGGCGUGUGGUACCUGCGCAAACGGCGAAGGUUCCGCGGCGAACUCCAGAAAGCCCUCAGCCAGCGGCAGAACCUCCACGCCGCUGACGCUUCCGCCGACGGCUCCCGUCGCAGUCGGGACCGGCACCCAGAGGAGCGGGGCGACCCCGAGCUGGAGCGCCGCCGCGCCGACGACGGAGCCCAAAGCUACACCCGGGCCAUGAGGGGCGACGGUCACCGCGGCGACCAGCGGCGUCCCCGACAGGGAGAACUGGACUUUUGUGGUCCGGCGCAGCAGCCCAGGAGGCCCAUCGACGCUACGAACAACGGCGCCCGCUACGAGCCCAACGAGGACGGCGUCGGCGAUGACGUCUCUGACGGAGAAGGCUCGGUCAUCGCUCGUAGGUAGAGGUACCUUUGAGCAAGUCACGGCUUUUGGAAACCGAACUCUUUUGCAACCCGGAAGACACUUGAGACUCGCUCGUGAUGUCGCGAAUGCUCCUCGUUGCGGCUGCGCCGUGACAGGUGCCUGCCCCGGGCCGGCGCGUUCAGUCCUUUAAGACCUUUGACCUCGGACUACGCUGCAGUGCGGACCAGAACCUGACGUACAAUUCGGAAGAUGGCCACUGGAACUUAUGGAAGUCCAAAGAAUGCCCCCCGCCCCUUGGCCUUGUUUCAUCCUUUGGUUCGAGAAUAAGCGUCCUUGCUAACCUCAGUUCAUUUUUAUGCUACAUUUAAAAAAAAUGAGUGAAUGAGUUGAUGCAAAUUGUUUGCCGUUCACGCUUCGUGCCGUUACUGUUCUCGGUGGCGUAUACUCGCCGUACACGUAGCAGUAUUGCCAACUUUGGUUGACAAGUCGCACCGCAGCAAAACUGUCGGCACUUUUUUUCGAUGUUCUUAGUGUGUGUAUUUGUGUAGUUGUCCAACAUUCGUCAUGGAAGGAAUUGCACAUAUUUGUCGUGUUUUUGCCACAGAUACUGAAUUUCAAUAAAGCACCUGAGCACAAGUGA
This is a messenger RNA of Syngnathoides biaculeatus (alligator pipefish), 2252 nucleotides long. Its product is annotated as nectin-3-like protein. The transcript has 6 exons. Lineage: Eukaryota; Metazoa; Chordata; Actinopteri; Syngnathiformes; Syngnathidae. Gene Ontology annotation, cellular component: apical junction complex; adherens junction. The coding region runs from base 116 to 1651 and encodes 511 amino acids. Gene Ontology annotation, biological process: homophilic cell-cell adhesion; heterophilic cell-cell adhesion. The record is from RefSeq and is a predicted model, not a curated record.